Messenger RNA from Sclerotinia sclerotiorum 1980 UF-70, 909 nucleotides. RefSeq lists its product with no specific name. Lineage: Eukaryota; Fungi; Ascomycota; Leotiomycetes; Helotiales; Sclerotiniaceae. The record is from RefSeq and is a predicted model, not a curated record. Bases 1 to 909 code for a protein of 302 amino acids. The transcript is spliced from 2 exons.
AUGGAUACAUCAGUCUUUAAAGCACCUAUUCCUACCUACGAAGAAUUGUGCUGUAAAUCCGAACUCUACAGAACCAUGAGUUAUCCACCUAGCAACCAACACCACCACAUCAAUAUCCAUGUUCCCCGCGCCCACUCAAAAAGAGGUGCUCCCCUCGAUCCAGACGAUCUCUCCCGCCGUCUCAGAGCCCAUAUUUCCCAGCAAAAAGCAUUUGCUGAACAGCGCCGCGCAGUUAGAGUCUCAAUGGCAACAGGCGUCUACCACCAUGUCCCGCAAGUCGCCGCCCAGUCCUUCGAGCACACGGCUACACAGGAAAAGCUCCAUCAGGUGCACAAAUUAUCCGAGCCGGCGCUGAAGAAUCUAGGAUAUUUGACUGCUGAUGAAGGAGCGACGGAAAUCGGAUCUGGCUAUGUAUACCAGAAACCCACGACGGCCUUACAAAAAGCGCAAGUGAUGGACCAUGCGACGGCGGAAAAGACCAAGACGAGGAAUAGAAAUCAAUAUCAAUGGACGACGGCACUUGAACGCGCUGCGGAAUUGGAUGCCGAGAGAGAUAUGUAUAGAUGUCCUCGACGGACGUUUAAUUCAGAUGUACCACUUUUGCAUAAGAGUAGAGCUGUGAUGAGACCAAUGAGUAUGGGGGAUUUCUUACCGUGGGAAGAAAAGGAGGAGCCAAAGGAGGCGAAGAGGGAGAGGAAUGAUCGCCAUGAUUGGACGCAGCGGGAUGAGAGCGAGGAGACGAGGCGAUCGAUGAAGGAUAUGGUGGGUCCGCUAUUGUCAUUGAAACUUAGGAGAGGAAAAGUACUUGACGGGUCGGGGGAAGUGAUAAAGUUCAAGUCACCUGUGAGGUCACCAAUAAGGGUGAGCUUCUUUGGUAUGUUCAAACGUAAUCCUAGUAAUGGUAGUUGA